Molecule: messenger RNA, 1713 nt
Organism: Penicillium cosmopolitanum
Lineage: Eukaryota; Fungi; Ascomycota; Eurotiomycetes; Eurotiales; Aspergillaceae
Exons: 2
Coding region: 1-1713 (570 amino acids)
Source: RefSeq, a predicted model, not a curated record
AUGCGCACCCGUUCCAAGCCGCUCUCCCCGAGCUCCUACAUGUCGCUCGACGACAACCCCAUCACCACCCGCCGCCGCCGUACCACUCGAAGUGCCUCUGCCCAGCCACAGGAGCCACAGGUCUCCCAGUCUGGCGAGUCUGCCCCUGCUCCUAAGACACCAAAGGCUCGUGGUCGAAAGAAAGGCUCUACCAAGGUUGCCAAGGGCAAAAAGAAGCCCGGCCGUCCGUCAGCCAGAGAAGCUGGCGAGAUCGAACACCAAGAUGCUGCUUUGACCGGCGAAUCUGCUGUCAAUGGUGGGCCGACAGGCCAACCUCAGGACGCGGAAGUGGAGGCCCUCGAGGCCGCUGUCAAUUCGUUUGAACAGCCCACUUCCGUGCUCCCUUCCGUCGAAACAAACGACGGCGACGAGAUUCCCGACACUGCCGCCAAUAGUGAGUUGAACUUUCUUUCUCGAGAUUCUCCCAACGGAUCUGUGCUUUCCCGAUCCCCUUCCGUUGGAGUGCCCGUUUCUCUACCCCAUGGACUCACCCCCGAGCGACUGUCUCCUCUUCGUAUCCCCUCCUCCCCUGAUGCACCGCUUCCGGCUCCCUUUUUGUUUAUCGAGGAGCUUUAUUCCUUUGAAAUGCCGGCAGCUGUUGCUCCAUCGACUGGGGAAUCAUACCCCGCCACUUUCUACUCCCUGGACACUUCGUUCUCCGAUUCAGUCAUGGUUUCCGACUCUCCUGCAAUUCGGCCCCUCCAACUGGAGCGCGGUUCCUCGGAACUGCAGCGUAUACCCCGGCUUCGCCUCGUACCAGGGGCUCCCUGGUUCCAUGGGUUCGCUGCAGGCCGGGAUCCUGCGCCUGGGCCUUUCCUUUUGCCCCAGGAAACCACUCAUCGGGUGUCGGAACGAGGCUCAAGUCCCGACGGUUCUGAUAUCCAUCCGCUGGAGCUACAGCAUGGAUCAGCCGGGCUUGAGCCUCGUUCUGACGAGCAUGUGGCUCCUUCUGGUAGCCCACAUGUCUCGACCCACCGAGUGGUUCCUGGGCACAAAGGUGUCAGGUCUUGUCUUUCUCGGGCCCUGCGAAAAGUUGCUUCUCUCUUGACACCUUCCCGUCGCUCCCGAAGCCCAGUUGCUGAGGAAGAAUUCGAAUGGCGAUAUUCCAACCUGGACCAAAUGCUGAUCAAAGCUCCAUCCCGUACAGGUACAAAAUGGGGCCCCAUCGGACCGAAACGCCAAUAUCGCAAGGACAAACAACCAGCCUACCACAUCAUGAGCCCUUCGAAUAGUCCCUCGAACCACAACCGGGUAGAAAAGGCCUUCAAGACUACCCCGAUUCGCCGAACCCGAUCAUCUUACGCCGCUAUCUCUCGUCGUCGUCGCACUGAGGCCAGCGGUCGUAUCGACCGGACUUUGUACCGCCUACCCGAGCUUUUGUCCCAGCACGAAAGUGAUGGAGAUGUGCCUAUGACUGCUAACCCAACAACCCCCCAGACCGCACAUUUUGGUCCUCCCAUGACCGCGCCUGCAGCUCGUACUGCUCAUUUGAACCAGGAUGCCUUUACGACAGAGAACAUUCCGACAGCCGGUGCAGAGUCCCUUACAGAGAACCCGCCUGCUUCUCCUGGUAUCGUGAGAUGGGCAUUCAACAAUAUCUCUCGACGAUGGACGAAUAUUCGUGAUCGAUAUGCCGGCAAUCAGCCGACUGAGGCACAAAGCCCUGGUAAGUAA